Symbiodinium sp. CCMP2592 is the source of this 1011-nucleotide messenger RNA. The record is from the annotation of a GenBank genome assembly. Lineage: Eukaryota; Dinophyceae; Suessiales; Symbiodiniaceae.
AUGACCCUCAAGACGCAGAGGGAGUCGUGCAGCCUGCUCCCCUCAUCCAUCGCAGCAGCCGUGGUUUGGACAGACUGCCAAAUACUGGUGCAAAAGAUCGUCGACAUGGGAUUUACACAGGAGCAGGCCAAGUCGGCUCUUGAGAAGCAUGGCUAUGACGAGACCACUGUCUGCGUUUCUGAGCGUGUGCUGCCCGCCAAGGCUUUGAACUCCCUCCUGGACAAUGCAAGAAACCAGCGCUCGAAUCGCUCAGUCGAGCUCCAGCUCGGGCAUGGCUCUGACAAUUUGGUCAUUGUACAAAAUGUGCAGCCGUUGCAGCUGGACGUAGUCGCAUCAUCUCGAACUUCAGCGACAGCCGCCAGAGACUUCCUCAGCCAAUUCUACGCAGCAUCGGAGUACAGCUACAGACGUCGCGAAGACACAGGAAGUGUGCUAGAUUUCCGCGGGCUGUGCUCCGUGGGCAAAGGCGCCCUUCCAACUCUGACCAGAUGCUUUGCUGACUGCGAAGCGGCGAAGCGGCCAGGCCUCAAAGUCGUUACCAAGAUGGCCGAGAGCCCAGGCGAACCAAGUAACUGCGGAUGGUCACUGUAUCUUGAUGGCGAGGUAGUGACCCUGGCAGAGCGAAAAGCCGCCCAGCGGGCAGAGACCCUCCAGGCACUUGCUGACAGGUGCAAGCAGAGCGAAGGCAGAGCGUCAAAAAUGUGCCAGGGCUUGGCCGUGGGCCUCCUCGCAGACCUGAAGACAGCCUGUGGAACUGCGCACGAGCUCGGGACUUGGGGCACCGUCGUUCCGGGAGUAUUUGCCGGAAGCGACGAGGACAUGGAUGACGUUCUGGCCAUGCUGGCAACUCUGAUGGCAGAGGACAGAAAGUCGACCAACCUGGGCUUCCAAAAGAUCGAGUGGUGCAAAGCACAAGCGCCCACUCAGUGGGUUGAGCAGCCCUCCCGCUUCGGAUCUCACAUGCACAUUCGGGUGCAUUGGAGUGAUGCAGACGCGGCCUACUUUGGAUGA